CCCCCGCCCCGUCACCAGUAACAACAGGCGGCGGCGCCCCCGCCCCUCCCCCGCCGGAACCGGCGGCGGCGCUGCCCCGCGCCGGCAUGAGGAGGGCAGAGCGCGGCGGGCGGCGAGGCGGUUUGAGUUGACCAUAGUAACCGCAACAAUGGUGCAGAAGUACCAGUCUCCCGUGCGGGUGUAUAAACACCCUUUUGAGUUGAUUAUGGCUGCUUAUGAAAGAAGGUUUCCUACAUGUCCUCUGAUUCCUAUGUUUGUAGCCAGUGACACAGUGAACGAAUACAAGAGCGAGGAUGAAGCCAUCCAUGUCAUUGAACGGCGCUGCAAGCUGGAUAUAGACGCACCACGACUGUUGAAAAAGAUUGCAGGAGUGGAUUACGUCUACUUUGUCCAGAAGAACUCACUGAACAGACGAGAAAGGACUUUGCAUAUAGAAGCCUACAAUGAAACCUUCUCUAAUAGAGUCAUUAUUAACGAGCACUGCUGUUACACAGUUCAUCCAGACAAUGAAGACUGGACCUGUUUUGAACAGUCAGCAAGUCUGGAUAUAAAAUCUUUUUUUGGUUUUGAAAGCACAGUGGAAAAGAUUGCCAUGAAGCAGUACACCAGCAAUAUUAAAAAGGGAAAAGAAAUAAUUGAGUACUACCUGAAGCAGCUGGAGGAAGAAGGAAUAACUUUUGUUCCUCGUUGGACUCCCCCCGUUGCAUGUAAAUCGGAGAGCAGCACAACCCACACAAGACGGCCAGUUUCACCUGCUAUUAAUAUACCAGACUCUGCCACAAAGGAGGGCUUGAACAAUAAGGAGAUCCUCAACACCUCAAGCAGCCCUUCCGAGCCUACAGCAGGAACACCUGAUGACAAGCUAGAUGCAGACUACAUCAAGCGGUAUCUGGGUGACUUGACCCCAAUGCAGGAAAGCUGCCUCAUUCGGCUGAGACAGUGGCUUCAGGAGACACACAAGGGCAAGAUCCCAAAGGAUGAGCACAUUUUAAGAUUCCUGCGUGCCCGGGACUUCAACAUUGAUAAAGCAAGAGAGAUCCUUUGCCAGUCCUUGACAUGGCGCAAGCAGCACCAGGUAGACUAUAUUUUAGACACUUGGAAUCCUCCUCAAGUACUCCAGGAUUACUAUGCAGGAGGCUGGCAUCACCAUGACAAAGAUGGUCGCCCGCUGUAUGUGCUGAGAUUGGGACAGAUGGAUACCAAAGGCUUAGUGCGAGCUCUUGGGGAAGAGGCCUUGCUUCGAUACGUUCUUUCUAUAAAUGAAGAAGGACUGAGGCGAUGUGAAGAGAACACGAAAGUAUUUGGCAGACCAAUAAGCUCUUGGACCUGUCUAGUAGAUCUAGAAGGCUUGAACAUGCGGCAUUUAUGGCGACCUGGCGUCAAAGCAUUGCUGAGAAUCAUUGAGGUGGUUGAAGCUAAUUACCCUGAGACUUUGGGUCGCCUUCUUAUCCUGAGAGCGCCUCGAGUAUUUCCAGUUCUUUGGACACUGGUUAGUCCAUUCAUUGAUGACAACACUAGAAAGAAAUUCCUUAUUUAUGCUGGAAAUGACUACCAGGGUCCUGGGGGACUGCUGGAUUACAUUGAUAAAGAAAUUAUCCCUGAUUUCCUUGGUGGAGAGUGCAUGUGCGAAGUACCAGAGGGUGGGCUGGUUCCCAAGUCCCUCUACCGGACAGCAGAAGAGUUGGAAAACGAAGACAUAAAGCUCUGGACUGAAACAAUCUACCAGUCUGCAAGUGUCUUCAAAGGAGCUCCCCAUGAGGUUCUCAUUCAGAUUGUGGAUGCUUCAUCGGUGAUCACAUGGGAUUUUGAUGUGUGCAAAGGCGACAUUGUUUUUAACAUCUUUCAUUCCAAGAGAGCCCCACAGCCUCCUAAAAAGGACUCUCUGGGAGCUCACAGCAUUACAUCUCCUGGUGGGAACAAUGUCCAGUUGAUAGACAAAGUCUGGCAAUUGGGGCGUGACUACAGCAUGGUGGAGUCGCCUCUUAUCUGCAAAGAAGGGGAAAGCGUGCAGGGAUCACAUGUGACCAGGUGGCCUGGCUUCUACAUUCUCCAGUGGAAAUUUCAUAGCAUGCCUGCCUGUGCUACAACCAACCUGCCUCGUGUGGAUGAUGUACUAGCAUCUCUACAGGUCUCCUCUCACAAAUGCAAAGUGAUGUACUAUACAGAAGUAAUAGGAUCUGAAGAUUUCAGAGGAUCUAUGACCAGCCUUGAAUCAAGCCACAGUGGAUUCUCCCAGCUCAGUGCUGCCACCACCUCUUCCAGCCAGUCCCAUUCCAGCUCCAUGAUUUCCAGGUAGUGCCACAACAGAUGAAAAGCAAAUGGAUGAGAUGGCUGGACCCUCGUCUGUGGCAGCUGACUGCAAUACAAGUGGCAAUUGUGCAAAAAAAGCAAAAAAGAAACAAACAAAAAAAACCCUACCCCAGAAAAAGCCUUUUAUAGAUAGUAAAGUAGCUGUUCAAAUUUUAAACUUAGUGUUUUUGGUCCUUGUUAGAUCCAACAGCUUGUCUCUUAACUCUAACCCUUUUUCCUAACUCAGCCAUAAAUAUUUUUGCAAGUGUGCUUGCACAAAUCCUAACUCUGAACACAAGGGCUCUCUUGGAAGGAAAAAUUAUCUGUACAUCAGUUAAGAUAAUUUUUUAAUUGUGUAAAUGUUAAAAAAAAAAAAAAAAAAAAAAAAGCAAAAAAGAGAAAAACCCUACCAAAAAUUCUCCGUAGUGCAUUAGAGAUCAACUGCAAGUCUCCUGUCAGGACAUUCCUUGCCAUCUUAUGAAAUCCCCUGUGAUCUUCCAGUGCUGCAAACUGUUCUCCCAUUGCCACUAAGCGAUGUCGGAGACAAAGAAAAGCAGUUGCCAGAUACUUGACUUUGUGAGUCCAUUUUUUUCAAGGCAUGCCCACAGAGUUGUGGACAGGCUGUAAACACUAAUACCUUUUGUAUGAGCACAUUUUUGGGGAAUUUGAGCUCUGGGUAUUGAUGGGUUAAAGCAAUUCAUUCUUUCCUUGGAUUUGCGCUUAAAGCACUGUGGAGAGAGAGGCAGAGAGCAGGCUCUCCCUCACUGAUCCCGAACUGGCCUGGGGAUUUGUUCCCAGUUCUGUGCUGAAGCUUCACUCCACUUCCUUAGUACGCUCCCCAUGAAUUGAUCUUACUGCAACUUUGCUCUUAUCAGGAAUUUCUGCAGAGUUUAAGCUUGCUUCUUAAAUCAGUUGAGAGGAGGUAUGGCUUACAUCCUUCCGGUGCACUUUUCAAUCCCUCUUGCCUCCUAUCCCUCUCUGUGUGUGUCAGAAAUAGAGCACUUUAGUUCUAAGCAACAGAAGCUUUAAAGUAGGCAGGGUGCAUGGGGAUCUUCACUCUAAGUGAUACAGUAGAACUCAAAGUGGUGCCUGCUCAGCAAUUUUCACCAUUGCUACUGCUAGUGAUGAAUUGCCAUAUUGGGUUUUGUCCCUAUUCUACCCGGGCCCAAGCAAUCCUACCUGAACUCUUUUUGUUGAAGUUGGUUCAGGUGUUCUUCCACUUGGGGCCCUCUCUCCCAAGCACAGCAAAGGGCACAGAAGACUGAAGUGCUGAGCAAGGGGCUGUCAGCAGACAGCUACAAACCAUACCUGGCAGUGGAGCCAAGAUUUCAGUGUGGAAUGCAACAGGGUUUGCUUUGUUUAGACCCUGCCUGGUCUGUCCAUUUUAGAGCUAAACUAUCCAUCUAGACAAAAAAAAAAAAGAGCUUCUCUGCUAAGUCCUUGCUAGAAAGCUGGACAGGCUCUAUUAACUCCUGAGGAAUUAGCACUGUCGUGGGUAAGUGGUAGAGGAGCUUGCUACGGUCUUGCUCUUUCAAAACAGAACUUGCUUAAAAUACUGGAUAUCCUGCCUGAGGAAAGCUGGUUCAGAAUAAAUUUUAUUUGUAUUUUUUUUUUAUAACUGCAAAGCUUCUGAGAGGCAGGUUACUAACUUCUAACUAGAAGCACCUCACCUGCAGAUCAGUUCUGGCUGCGGAACCUGGCAGAUAGAGCUGACAAAGAAGUAUUUUAGCAACAGAUUCACAGGUUGAGGGGCCUGUCUCCUUAUACUGAACCGAGAUGGUCAAUUUUUUCUCUUUUGGACUUAGAAGUUGGAGAUGGAGGUUAGACUAUCACUGAGUCUGCCAAAGUGUGCUGUUGUGUAAGACAGGCCACCGCUUCGGUGUCAAACAGCUCCCACCCGGUGUCUGCACAGCAGACAGACCAGCAGGCUGUGGUUCUGUUCGUAGGAGCUGUCUGUCUAGGAGGAACGCAGCUUGCUGAAGAGGUGGUUUCGUGCUUGAUGUGCAGGAGCCAGAAUUCCCAGGCUGAGGGAAGCGAGUGCAGCAGGUGGCACUGUGAGGCUAACAAAGGCACUCACAGCUCUCUGCAAGUGGCGCUUUCCAUUUACCAGGCUGUGAGGGUUGAAGAUGGUCCCCUUUCUUUCUUUCUUUCUUCUCUCUCUCUCUCUCUCUCUCUCUCUCUCUCAGAUGGCGAUUUUGCUGACAACUGUAAGGAAACUGCUUCACUCAACACUCCAUAUCUCUCCAGAGGUGUCUGGCUUUGUAGACCUUUUUGAGUUGCAGUCACUUUCCAAGUCUGAAGAUCUGUUUUGUUUUUCACUUGAGCUGGCUCAAAAGUGGCACUUUGGGUUUUUCCGGCUGUAAAUCUUAACACUCCUUUUAGAGCUCAAAGCACAUGACAGCACAAAUAGCUGGGGGGGAUAAAAUUCCAGAAAACCAGUAGUUUAUCCUCCUCUAAGCAAAGUGCUCUGGCAAUAUGACUUGAUCAUUACAGUCUGACUAAUUAAUUUCCCAUAUCCUGGUCUUUUCUUGUGUGAUAUUAUUGUUCUUCUUACUUCUCUCAGCCAACAAAUUCUGUUGGCUUUUUUCCUGUUAUCAGUGUCCCUCUGCACUUACCUGUCUGUACUCAUGAACUGCAUAUCAAAUUCUGUAAAUGUUUUGUAUACAUAAUACCUCAUUCUUGGUAAUAAAAUACAGAUAGUCUUUAAAAGAUUUUUUUAUUGUUAUCGAUAAUAAAUGUGAACUGUUUGGAAAAA
Molecule: messenger RNA, 5044 nt
Organism: Anas platyrhynchos (mallard)
Lineage: Eukaryota; Metazoa; Chordata; Aves; Anseriformes; Anatidae
Gene: SEC14L1
Product: SEC14 like lipid binding 1
Biological process (GO): negative regulation of RIG-I signaling pathway
Cellular component (GO): cytoplasm; cytosol
Molecular function (GO): RIG-I binding
Source: RefSeq, a predicted model, not a curated record